Schizophyllum commune H4-8 is the source of this 279-nucleotide messenger RNA. It is a transcript of the gene bbp2-5, whose product is annotated as peptide mating pheromone precursor Bbp2-5. NCBI's taxonomy places the organism in Eukaryota, Fungi, Basidiomycota, Agaricomycetes, Agaricales, Schizophyllaceae. The record is from RefSeq and is a predicted model, not a curated record. The coding region runs from base 1 to 279 and encodes 92 amino acids. The transcript has a single exon.
AUGGACCGCCCUCACACCAAGAUGGCUGCCUUCAGCGCCAGAACAUCCUCUCCGGCGCCUGUCGCCUCCACCAUCGCCUUUCCCUCGACCCGCACCAAAGACACCGCCCCCUCCACCAGCGGGUCAUCCACGCCCACCCGCCCGGCCUCCGCCACGCCUCGCGCCCCCGACGCCGACCUCCUCCGCCUCCUUGCCGAUGCCCGGUCGGCCAUCGCGCGCCCCCCUCAGGACGCGGACGAGCCGGACGGGUAUUUUGCGGGGUAUUGCGUGGUGAUGUAG